AUGGCGUGGUUAAGGUUACAGCCCCUCACCUCUGCCUUCCUCCAUUUUGGGCUGAUUACUUUUGUGCUCUUCCUGAAUGGUCUUCGGGCAGAGGCUGGUGGUUCAGGGCAUGUGCCCAGCACAGGGCAGAACAAUGAGUCCUGUUCAGAGUCCUCGGACUGCAAGGAGGGUGUCAUCCUGCCAAUCUGGUAUCCGGAGAACCCUUCCCUUGGGGAUAAGAUUGCCAGGGUCAUUGUCUAUUUUGUGGCCCUGAUAUACAUGUUCCUUGGGGUGUCCAUCAUUGCUGACCGCUUCAUGGCAUCUAUUGAAGUCAUCACUUCUCAGGAGAGAGAGGUGACUAUCAAAAAGCCCAAUGGAGAGACCAGCACAACAACCAUUCGGGUCUGGAAUGAAACUGUCUCCAACCUGACCCUCAUGGCCCUGGGUUCCUCUGCUCCCGAGAUCCUUCUCUCUUUAAUUGAGGUGUGUGGUCAUGGGUUCAUUGCUGGUGAUCUGGGACCUUCUACCAUCGUAGGUAGUGCAGCUUUUAACAUGUUCAUCAUCAUUGGAAUCUGCGUCUACGUGAUCCCGGAUGGAGAGACUCGCAAGAUCAAGCACCUACGAGUCUUCCUCAUCACUGCUGCUUGGAGUAUCUUUGCUUACAUCUGGCUCUAUAUGAUCCUGGCAGUCUUCUCUCCUGGUGUGGUUCAGGUUUGGGAAGGCCUUCUCACUCUCUUCUUCUUUCCAGUGUGUGUCCUUCUGGCUUGGGUGGCAGAUAGGCGGCUGCUCUUCUACAAAUACAUGCACAAAAAGUACCGCACAGAUAAACACCGAGGGGUUAUCAUAGAGACAGAGGGUAACCACCCCAAGGGCAUUGAGAUGGAUGGGAAAAUGAUGAAUUCCCACUUCCUGGAUGGGAACCUGGUGCCCCUGGAAGGAAAGGAAAUGGAUGAGUCCCGCAGGGAGAUGAUCCGGAUUCUAAAGGAUCUGAAGCAGAAACACCCAGAGAAGGACUUAGAUCAACUGGUAGAGAUGGCCAAUUACUAUGCUCUUUCCCAUCAGCAGAAGAGCCGUGCCUUCUACCGGAUCCAAGCCACCCGUAUGAUGACUGGAGCAGGCAAUAUUCUGAAGAAGCAUGCAGCAGAACAAGCCAAAAAGUCCUCCAGCAUAAAUGAGGUGCACACCAAUGAGCCCGAGGACUUCGUCUCGAAGGUCUUCUUUGACCCAUGCUCUUACCAGUGCCUGGAGAACUGUGGGGCUGUACUCCUGACCGUGGUGAGGAAAGGGGGGGACAUGUCCAAGACUGUGUAUGUGGACUACAAAACAGAGGAUGGCUCUGCCAAUGCAGGGGCUGACUACGAGUUCACAGAGGGCACUGUGGUUCUGAAGCCGGGAGAGACCCAGAAGGAGUUCUCUGUGGGCAUCAUCGACGAUGACAUUUUUGAGGAGGAUGAACACUUCUUUGUGAGGUUGAGCAACGUCCGCAUCGAGGAGGAGCAACCAGAGGAAGGGAUCCCUCCGAUAGUACUCAAUAGUCUUCCAUUGCCUCAGGCCAUCCUGGUGUCCCCGUAUGUGGCCACAGUCACCAUCCUGGAUGAUGAUCACGCAGGCAUCUUCACUUUUGAAUGUGACACUAUUCGUGUCAGUGAGAGUAUUGGUGUCCUGGAAGUCAAGGUUCUGCGGACAUCAGGUGCCCGGGGCACAGUCAUCGUCCCCUUUAGGACAGUAGAGGGGACGGCCAAGGGUGGCGGUGAGGAUUUUGAAGAUGCGUACGGGGAGCUGGAGUUCAAGAAUGACGAAACUGUCAAAACAAUUCACGUCAAGGUAAUUGAUGAUGAGGCGUAUGAGAAAAACAAGAAUUACUUCAUUGAGAUGAUGGGCCCCCGCAUGGUGGAUAUGAGUUUUCAGAAAGCGCUCCUGUUGUCUCCAGAGGUGACAGACAGGAAGCUGACUGUGGAGGAGGAGGAGGCCAAGAGGAUAGCAGAAAUGGGAAAGCCAAUACUGGGUGAACAUCCCAAACUAGAGGUCAUCAUUGAAGAAUCCUUUGAGUUCAAGAGUACGGUGGACAAACUGAUCAAGAAGACAAACCUGGCCAUGGUUGUGGGGACCCAUUCCUGGAGGGACCAGUUCAUGGAGGCCAUCACUGUCAGUGCAGCAGGGGACGAGGAUGAGGAUGAGUCAGGAGAGGAGAGGCUGCCAUCCUGCUUUGACUACGUCAUGCACUUUCUGACGGUCUUCUGGAAGGUGCUGUUUGCCUGCGUUCCCCCUACAGAGUACUGCCAUGGCUGGGCCUGCUUUGUUGUGUCCAUUCUCAUCAUUGGCAUGCUCACAGCCAUAAUCGGGGACCUGGCCUCCCACUUCGGCUGCACCAUUGGCCUCAAGGACUCGGUCACAGCUGUUGUGUUUGUGGCAUUUGGCACCUCUGUGCCAGAUAUGUUUGCCAGCAAAGCCGCUGCCAUCCAGGAUAUGUACUCAGAUGCCUCCAUCGGCAACGUCACGGGCAGCAACGCCAUCAACGUCUUCCUGGGCAUCGGCCUGGCCUGGUCCGUGGCCGCCAUCUACUGGGCCUUGCAGGGACAGGAUUUCUACGUGUCGGCCGGCACGCUGGCCUUCUCCGUCACCCUUUUCACCAUCUUCGCAUUCGUGUGCAUCAGCGUGCUCCUGUACCGCCGGCGGCCACACCUGGGUGGGGAGCUGGGCGGCCCCCGUGGCUGCAAGCUGGCCACAACAUGGCUCUUUGUGAGCCUGUGGCUCCUCUACAUACUCUUUGCCACGCUGGAGGCCUACUGCUACAUCAGGGGGUUCUGAA
Messenger RNA from Hyaena hyaena (striped hyena), 2788 nucleotides. RefSeq names its product solute carrier family 8 member A3 (gene SLC8A3). The coding region runs from base 1 to 2787 and encodes 928 amino acids. The record is from RefSeq and is a predicted model, not a curated record. The transcript is spliced from 7 exons. Gene Ontology annotation, biological process: calcium ion import across plasma membrane; sodium ion transmembrane transport; cell communication. NCBI's taxonomy places the organism in Eukaryota, Metazoa, Chordata, Mammalia, Carnivora, Hyaenidae. Gene Ontology annotation, molecular function: calcium:sodium antiporter activity. Gene Ontology annotation, cellular component: axon; sarcolemma; postsynapse.